AAAAGAAUCCCUUCGCCCUUCAAAUUAAUUCAUUCCGCAUCACAUUUUUUCCUCCGUUUUCCAUUUUCUUUUUACAAAGCGUUCCCGAAAUCCAAAAACCCCCAACUUUCCCACUCCUUUUUCCUGUCAAAAUCUUUUCAGUUAACUGCAAACAAUGUGUGGAGGUGCUAUAAUCUCCGGCUUCAUUCCGACGGCUCGCUCCCGGCGAGUCGCCGGCGAUCACCUUUGGGCCAAUCUCAAGAACCCUGGCUCUGGCAAUGGAAAUUACUUGUCCAAGCCGGUGAAGUCUGACAUCAUUGACGUUGAUGAUGAUUUCGAGAUCGAUUUCCAGCAUUUCAAGGACGAUUCCGAUUUGGAAUUUGAUGAGGAUGAGCUUGUUGAUGUCAAGCCCUUUGCCUUCUCUGCUGCUGGAAACCUUGCCGUGUCUUCUGUUCGUGCUUCAAAAUCUGUAGAAUUCUCCGGACAAGCUGAAAAAUCUGCAAAGAGAAAGCGAAAGAAUCAGUAUAGGGGAAUCCGACAGCGACCAUGGGGUAAAUGGGCAGCAGAAAUUCGUGAUCCACGGAAAGGAGUCCGUGUGUGGCUUGGCACUUUCAAUACUGCUGAAGAAGCUGCCCGAGCAUACGAUGCUGAAGCACGGCGAAUUCGUGGGAAGAAAGCUAAGGUUAAUUUCCCCAAUGAAACUCCACGAACUAGUGGAAAGCCUUCAGCAAAGACAAACCUUCAGGAACCACUUGCCAAGCCUAGCUUCGCUAGGAUCCAACCAGAUCUAAUCCAGAACAAUGAGUUUGCAAAUAACUCUAAUGAUGAAUACUAUAGUACCAUGGGUUUCCUGGAGGAAAAACCGCUUACAAAUCAAUUUGUGAACAUGAACUCAUUCCCUGCCAAUGGAGAUGGUGCAAUAAAAACCAGCCCACCUUCCUCUGAUGUUGCACCCAUGUAUUUUAACUCAGAUCAAGGGAGCAACUCCUUUGAUUACUCUGACUUUGGAUGGGGAGAGCAGGGUGUAAAAACUCCCGAAAUUUCGUCUUUUCUUUCAUCUGCCAUGGAAAGUGACGAUUCUCAGUUUGUGGAGGAUGCUUCUCCGAAGAAGAAAGUCAAGUAUAGCUUGGAGAAUAUGGAAACUCCUCAAGGCUCUGAAAAGACUCUAUCUGAUGAGUUGUCAUCUUUUGAGUCUGAGAUGAAAUUUUUUCAGAUGCCAUAUCUUGAUGGGAACUGGGACGCAUCAAUGGAUGCAUUUCUUGUCGGAGAGACGCCAACUCAGGAUGGCGGAAACUCGGUGGACCUUUGGAGCUUUGAUGACCUUAAUGGAAUGGUCGGCAGUGUCUUCUAAGCAAAUCUUGUGAAGCUUGCUAGGUUAUGUAAAUAAAAGCUACAUAUUAGAACAUUUGUCAUCUGUUAUGGAAAUGGACGUGAGAGAGAUCUGCCUGCAUAAGCAAUGGCCUAACAAACAUAGCCUAUUGGUGUUUGUGUUGAAUGUGAGGACACGACACAAACGUACUUCUCGGUAGGGGCUCAAUUUCAUGUGUCGAGACCAUAAUAUGGGAAACUCAAAACUAAUAUAUAUGCUUGUACUGAAAAAAAAAAUGUGUGGUUGGUUGGUUUGCUAUGGAUAUCGAAAACUUGAUGAAUCUCAGUUCUGCGUUUUGUGUUUCUAUGCU
Molecule: messenger RNA, 1658 nt
Organism: Momordica charantia (bitter melon)
Lineage: Eukaryota; Viridiplantae; Streptophyta; Magnoliopsida; Cucurbitales; Cucurbitaceae
Product: ethylene-responsive transcription factor RAP2-12
Biological process (GO): ethylene-activated signaling pathway; regulation of DNA-templated transcription
Molecular function (GO): DNA binding; DNA-binding transcription factor activity
Source: RefSeq, a predicted model, not a curated record